Messenger RNA from Amorphotheca resinae ATCC 22711, 1008 nucleotides. RefSeq lists its product as hypothetical. The record is from RefSeq and is a predicted model, not a curated record. Gene Ontology annotation, cellular component: cytoplasm. Gene Ontology annotation, molecular function: dihydroneopterin aldolase activity. Gene Ontology annotation, biological process: folic acid-containing compound metabolic process. NCBI's taxonomy places the organism in Eukaryota, Fungi, Ascomycota, Leotiomycetes, Helotiales, Amorphothecaceae. The transcript has 2 exons. Bases 1 to 1008 code for a protein of 335 amino acids.
AUGGCCACUCUCAAGACCUCCUGGCAACUCGCCGCCGCAGCAGGAGAGCCUCACACGACAAUCCGAGUGCGAAAUCUCCAAGCCGUCGUCGAGGUGGGACGAGAUGCAUGGGGACGGGCAGGCAAAGCGCAGCCCGUACUGAUCUCAGCAACGCUCUCACUACGCGCCCCAUUCGACGAAGCCUCCGCCGCGGAUUCAGUCAAUAACAAAAGCACGGUGCACUAUGGGAUUCUCAGCAAGGCGAUCCUCGAAGCGGCCGAGUCCUUCCGGACUGAGAGUACCGGCCACACCACAGUCCGAGCACUGCUGAACCAUAUCUCGAGACAUCUGACGGGGGAAUGCAUAACGAUAGAGCCUGUGCCCCCGGCGGCAGCGAAUCCGCAUCAUCCUGUCGUUGACCGAUCGGUGAUGACGUCUCUGAAGCUCGAGGUCCUGCUCCCUAAAGCAUCGCUCAUUGGAUCUGGAGCUAGUCUUUCCGGGACGACUCUCUACGCGUCUUCCGGCGCUUGUAAAGCAUAUAGUAUGAGUCUGAAGCUCCAUGGUCUUAGGAUCCCAACCCUCAUCGGGGUUAAUCCCAAUGAACGCCUAGCGAAACAGAUCGUGGUCGCGAAUGUCGAGUUGGAGCCGUGGGCCAGCGACUCGCCUUCGUCUGAUUCGUAUAACGAGUUCGAGGAGAUCGUCGUUAAGACGAUCGAAGAGUCGUCAUUCCAGACCCUGGAAGCCCUGGCUACGCAUAUCGCUCAACGUGUCAUCAAGUACUUCCUACUCCCGAGAAGGAAUACGUGGGAUGGCGGCAUGCAUGAACGGAUCAAGAUAUGUCUGGAGAAGCCGACGGCUGUCACUUUCGCAGAUGCACCUGCGGUGGAGGUCCUCGUUGACUCGGAUCCUAACGUUAAUAGCUUCGUAGAGCGGUUACGGAAUCGGGGUGUGUACAAGAGGACAGGACCUCCUUUCCCGCUACAAGGCAGGUUGGAUGAGUGGAUUAAAAACAAUGAUCCGGAGGAUUGA